Molecule: messenger RNA, 1098 nt
Organism: Thalassophryne amazonica
Lineage: Eukaryota; Metazoa; Chordata; Actinopteri; Batrachoidiformes; Batrachoididae
Product: ethanolaminephosphotransferase 1-like
Exons: 2
Coding region: 79-1098 (339 amino acids)
Biological process (GO): phosphatidylethanolamine biosynthetic process
Cellular component (GO): Golgi apparatus; endoplasmic reticulum membrane
Molecular function (GO): ethanolaminephosphotransferase activity
Source: RefSeq, a predicted model, not a curated record
UUGGCUGCCGACUCGGAAUUUAGAUUAAAUAAAACAGGAAUAUUAACAUACGUUACCGUAGCGCCGCAGUGCACCGCCAUGGGUCUAUACGAAUAUGUCACUCAGGAGCAACUCGCGGGUUUCGACAAAUACAAGUACAGCGCAGUGGACACAAACCCGUUGUCUGUCUAUGUCAUGCACCCUUUCUGGAACCUUGUGGUGAAGUUUCUCCCAACAUGGUUGGCCCCAAACCUCAUUACAUUCACAGGCUUUAUGUUCCUUGUGCUGAAUUUUCUUAUGUUGGCCUUCUACGACUUUGACUUCAAUGCCUCUGUUGUAGGACAUGAACACGUGCCUAGUUGGGUUUGGGUUGCUGCGGGGAUUUUCAACUUCUUGGCCUAUACACUGGAUGGUGUUGAUGGGAAGCAAGCACGUCGCACCAGUUCCUCCACGCCACUGGGGGAGCUCUUCGACCACGGCCUGGAUAGCUGGGCUUGCGUCCUCUUCGUAGCCACUGUCUACUCCAUAUUUGGCAGAGGGGAGAGUGGCGUGGGUGUGGUCACGCUUUAUUAUAUCCUGUGGGUGGUGCUGUUCUCCUUCAUCCUGUCCCACUGGGAGAAAUACAACACGGGGAUUCUGUUCCUGCCGUGGGGAUACGACAUCAGCCAAGUGACCGUCUCCAUCGUUUACUUGGUAACAGCUGUGGUCGGUGUGGAGACCUGGUACCAGCCGGUCGUGUGGCACUUCCUCUACAGAAACCUUUUCACUUUUAUGAUCCUGGCCUGUUCCUUCACUGUCACAUUACCCAUGAGCCUCUAUAACGUGCUGAAGGCGUAUCGCAGUAACACCCUGAAGCACAGCAGCCUGUACGAAGCCUUCCUCCCCUUUCUUUCUCCUGUCAUCCUCUUUGCCCUGUCCACCACGUGGGUGAUCUUCUCGCCAUCCAACAUCCUCGAGCAGCAGCCCAGAGUCUUCUACUUCAUGGUGGGGACGGCUUUCUCCAAUUUCUUCCUCCAUAAACGUAGUGCCCUUUUUUGGAGCCAUACCUAUCAGGCCCUGAAGGCGGGCCAACGACGCCGACAGCAGGGGCUCCAGCAGGAGCGGCAGCCGCAGAUGUGA